AUGAUGAUAUACCGAGGCUACCUGCUCCGAGAAUUUCUCGACCAGACGCCGAGUACGCCGUCCUCGAGCUCCUGCUCUGGUCGUAUCAGAGCAUGCGUUGACAACGCCCUUGCAAUGGUGUCUCUUGCGACCAAUGUGGGCGCAGAUGAAUGCAAGUACAACGCCGCUUUCUGGACAACCUCCCACUUUCUCUUCUGCGCCACAUCAAUUCUUCUCGUCUAUUGCAUUCUUUACCAAGACUCUGAUGACACGGAUAAGGUUCAUGCGGCGAUUGAGGACGCUAUGAAGGUGCACCGAGAGCUUGAUUAUGGCGCUCACAUUAACGAUCAAAAGCUACUUGAAGUACGUCUUGGAUAUUUCUAUUUAAGGCUGGAUUGGUUGUCUGAUGUUUGCAGGAAUCCUGUUCGCGAGUCCACAUUGUGA
This is a messenger RNA of Colletotrichum siamense, 423 nucleotides long. RefSeq lists its product as uncharacterized. The record is from RefSeq and is a predicted model, not a curated record. The coding region runs from base 1 to 423 and encodes 140 amino acids. The transcript is spliced from 2 exons. NCBI's taxonomy places the organism in Eukaryota, Fungi, Ascomycota, Sordariomycetes, Glomerellales, Glomerellaceae.